Messenger RNA from Dicentrarchus labrax (European seabass), 2024 nucleotides. Its product is annotated as urea transporter 1. Lineage: Eukaryota; Metazoa; Chordata; Actinopteri; Moronidae. The record is from RefSeq and is a predicted model, not a curated record. Gene Ontology annotation, biological process: urea transmembrane transport. Gene Ontology annotation, cellular component: membrane. Gene Ontology annotation, molecular function: urea transmembrane transporter activity. Bases 315 to 1466 code for a protein of 383 amino acids. The transcript has 8 exons.
UGUGAAAGGAGCAAGGGAUGGAAUAGUCUCUUCUUUACCAGUUCUGAUGGGAUUGGACUUUGUUCUUAUCUGGCACGAAAGCUGAGUGAAUAUGUUACCCGGUCCACCGGUUUAUAAGUCAUCCCCUUAAACCUCACCAGGGAGGAAAGAGGGGGGAGGAAGAAAAGGGAUGACUGAGAAAGAAGGCAAGAAAGAAGCAACAGGAGAACAAAGAACCAAAAGACGCAAAGACUUAAAGUGGAACUCUGUGGAUUUCUAACAUUACUCCAACAUAUUCAUCAGAUUAAUAGUGGUGCCGUCCAGCAGCUGCAGGGAUGUGGAUGGAUACCAAACCAGAGGCUGAGGAGGCCAGCAGGAGCCGUGCCAGCCUCAGUCGGCGUGUGUUGAACAGUCUGCUGUUGUGUACCGGGGACAUGGAGCACUUGGAUAAGUACAUGCAGGACAAGUUGUUUGUGCUGCAGCUGGCGGUGUGGGGCUUAAGAGGGGUGGCCAGGGUCAUUCUAGCAAACAACCCGCUGAGUGGUGCUCUCGUCUUGGCUGCACUGUACUGGGCCUCUCCCUGGCAGGGCCUGCUGGGAACUCUGGGUGUACUGGCCUCUACGCUAACAGCUAUCAUCAUAGGGCAAGACAGUGCUGAGGUGUCGGCGGGUCUCCAUGGUUUUAAUGGCAUGUUGGUGUCUCUGCUGAUGGGAGUCUUCAGCUCUGCUGGAGACUGGUACUGGUGGCUGCUACUGCCUGUGUGCUUGGGGUCAGCUACAUGUGUCUUUCUGUUCAGUGGGCUCUCCUCAGUGUUGGACCGCUGGGACUUGCCUGUUGCUGUGUUUCCCUUCAACAUCAUCAUUGUUCUCUACCUUCUUUGUACUGGCCCAGACAACCCGUAUUUCCCGCACCACCCAGCUACACCGGCGGGGGCGCUGGAACCUAAUAGCACCGAGCUCAUUGCAGUAGAGGUGAUGCAUGGCAUCCUGCUUGGUGUGGGUCAGAUCUUUGCCUGUGGAGCCCUGGGGCCCUCCCUUCUCAUCCUGGGAGCUGUUCUGCUCUACUCCCCCCUGCUGGCCAUCCAUGCUCUGCUGGGAUCGGCAGUUGGAACAUUGGCUGGUUUAUCCAUGGCAGUGCGUCAUGGUUCUCUGUACUCGGGUUUGUCAGGGUUUAAUGGAGCUCUGGGCUGCAUGGCUGUUGGAGGACUCUUCUUCACCUUCAGCUGGAGGACCCACCUCUUUGCCAUCGCCAGCGCCUUCCUCUCUGCAUAUGCUGACAUUGCUCUGAGCAAUCUGCUGGGUACUGUUGGUCUCCCAGCAUGCAGUUGGGCAGCUACUCUGACAGCCACGCUGAUGUUGCUGCUCACCGGCAGUCUAUCAGCGUACCGCAUCCCUAUUGGUCAGGUCAUGGCCCCUGAACGCAACAUGCACUCCCGCAGCCAAUGGGAAGCUGGGAACACCGUAGAAAGGGAGAGCACUGAUGUGUAACACUAAGAAGUUCACACACUGAGUACUGUAUCAGUACUUUGAACUUUUGAGUUGGAUAACACUGAUACAUGUUUGAUAUAAACAUGUUAUAAAUUAGGGCUGCAGGAUAUGGUAAAAACAUUGGUUAUUUUGACAGAUGUUGCGAUUCACAACUAUGUGGGAAUUUUUGCAUCACACAUUGAAUUUUUAUUUUGAAAAAACUAUUAGAAUCCUGAUAAUGUGACAUUUUUGGGGGUCUGUUUUCUUCUUUCUUAAUUCUGGAGAACUAGAUCUGUAGAGCAGGGCAGCACUGCAGGACUUCAUUAAAAUGCUGUUUUGUCACACAUUCUACCUUUUAUCAAAAGAUUACAGCUCUUACUAUUUGCAUAUUGCACUUGGCCGUAUUGGUAUUUCCAUCAUUUUCACUUAAUUGUGCAGCCCUAUUGUAGAUCUUUAGAUAUACACUCGCAUUCCACAGUAUGUCCACAAGGUGGCAAUGUAUAUUCAGCAAUAACAUGUUGAAAAUGUCACAGUCUGUAUACCAACCAUUUCUAUUAAAUAGAUAAAAUUUUCAUCCAA